This is a messenger RNA of Drosophila miranda, 594 nucleotides long. RefSeq names its product cellular nucleic acid-binding protein homolog. The transcript is spliced from 2 exons. Gene Ontology annotation, molecular function: nucleic acid binding; zinc ion binding. The record is from RefSeq and is a predicted model, not a curated record. Lineage: Eukaryota; Metazoa; Arthropoda; Insecta; Diptera; Drosophilidae. Bases 92 to 349 code for a protein of 85 amino acids.
UUCAGCGUCGACCAUCGGAAAACUUAAGGAGCUAGCUCGACAAUACGAGGCUUUGAGGAAGAGUACCCAGACGAAUUUUAAGCGCACUGGGAUGACCGCUUCCGGAAAUGACCGGAGCCAGGUGCGCUGCUAUAAUUGUUCAGCACAUGGCCAUUAUGCUUCAUCGUGUCCCGCACCUAAGCGGGAGAAGGGAUCGUGUGUCCAGUGUGGAUCCAUGCAGCACCAGGUGAAGGAUUGCCAACAGAAGCCUAUGCCAACCCAGCGAUCCGUGGGUACAGCCAGCAACCCGCCAAUGGACGACAGAGAGGAGAACAAUAUUUUUGUUCCUAUUGUUAAUCAGCGCUAUUAAUUUGAUGCAGCGCUCGGCGAUACCUUAUGAAAAUUUUGAUGGUUUACUAAGACCGACAGAGUAUUUUGGAGUUAACGGUUCGAGAAUAAGCAUUUUUGGAAAAAUAAUUGUCAAUUUAGUUUUUCAUAACAUUGAAAAAGAACUUAUAUUUUUCGUUGUACCAAACAACUAUAUUUCGUGUAAUGUCCUUCUGGGGCGCAGUUUCCUUGAAAAUUAUGGAAUAAAAUUAAUUUUUGAAAAUGAAA